AUGGCCGCAAAUAGUAUAGUCGCCCGGAUUCCCCCGCAGCAGGAUUCUGGGCCUGGAAUGCUCGACAAUGUAGUCGACACUGCAGAGGCGCAUACCCCCGGUCGGAAAAGGAAAGCCUCCGGCUCACUAUCAAAUAAGAAUGGUGCGGGUCGGCAGAAGAUCACCCGGGCCUGUGACUCGUGUAAAGUGAAAAAGACUCGAUGCACCGGAACCCUACCUUGCACAAGAUGCACCCGACUAUCACUUCCAUGCCGAUACGACGCAGCCUACUCGAGAGGUCUCCCACCUGAUCCACUGCCUGGGACUGCGACUGGGACUGCAACUCCAUCGCCAGAAAAAUCCUCCAGACGUCGACUCUCUGAGACAGGAGGUCAUCUAUCUAGCGACUCGCUUCUCGGCGACAGCACAAGAUUUGGCACUGCGACGGCUAGAGACACUGUCAGCAGCCAACAUGCACUUCGCCACACUGUGUCGCGACGCAACUCGCCAGAGCCCGGCUCGACCGACUUUGAGGGUAACUACCUAGGCCCAGCGUCUGGCGUGUCGUUUAUCAACCGCGUUUGGAGUCGCCUGCAUCAGGAUGAAACGCAGAUUCCCAAUGACCUGCAGAAUGAGUCCUCCAAGAACACUGCCGUCUUCAUGUUUGGGGACAAACCUUACUCCCAGCCUCAAGAUAUACAUUUUUCCUUGCCAUCUUACGAAAAUGCCAUGGAGCUAGUGGCAAUCUACUUUGACUUUUCCAUGGUAACUUACCGCUUCUUACACAGGGGUAGCGUGGAGAAAUGGGUCAAGCAGGUGUAUGAGAACCGCCCUUCGGUGACUAAUCUGCCGACAGGCAACAUGGUGGCGAGAACUGCGAUCGUACUUAUGAUAUUUGCUGUCGGUACGGUUAACAAUGCUUCCGAAAUCCAAGAAGAUGGGCAAAGUCUCAGCGAGUGUUGGUUCGCAGCGUCAAAAUACAUCUCCUCUUUGGAAUCCGGUCCACCUCGAUUGGAGACAAUACAGGCACGGCUGAUCCAAUGCCUGUAUCUACUCUCAUCAUCACGAGCUAAUGAGUGUUGGUACUCGUUUGGCACGGCUUUACAGGUGGUUACGGCACUGGGCUUGCAUAGAAAACGUGCCGGCAACCCUUCUAAGAAGGGCGGUUCCUGCUAUGAAUUGGAGAUUAGGAAACGCAUAUUUUGGAGCGUCUAUGUUCUGGACCAAUACCUUAGCAUAAUGUUUGGUCGGCCGCGACUGCUUCAUGACGAAGACAUUGACCAAGAGCUGCCGGAUGAGAUGAAUGACGAUGAUCUUUUGGAGGAAGAUCCAGCUCGACGCACAGGAUCCCCGGACAGUAUGAUGAUUGCGUCUGUGCUUCAUUAUCGACUCGGCCGCAUCUUGGGCGAGAUCUCUCGGCGGCUUUAUAGCAUAAAGCCUCACUCGCGUGACUCGCCACUGGAAACAGCCGUUCGUCUCACCUCCGAAUUGGAAAGGUGGAAGGAGACUGUACCACCUCUUUUCAACAGUGUCCGACCCUCGAGCUUAAUUCCACCCCUCUGUCGGCAAAGCCAAGUUCUUCAACUAGCUUAUUCCCACGCCAUGAUUCACGUCACUCGCUCAUUCCUCCUGGAUGAUUUUACUGACCUCGGCCGUCGGCCAAGGGACCCGCAUCCACUUGUCAGUGCUCAUGUGCACAAAUGCAUCGAGGCCGCAGAACAUGUCAUGACCCUCGUCGAUGAGCUAGCGCAUCAAACGCUAUUCAUCCAAUCAUUCUGGUUUACACACUAUGUGUGCUUCUGCGCCAUUUUAGUAGUAUACAUCCAUAUUAUUCAGCAACACCGCCAGUCCCUAGCUCCGAGCCCUUCGGCCGGAAGCCCGACAGACGUUAAUAAGUUGCAUUCGCUAUUCUUACUCGCUGAGACUUGUCAGCAGCAUCUUGCCGAGGCCACUCGGAAGAAUUGCCCAAGUCGACGCUACAGUAUUAUUCUUGAGGAGCUCAGGCGGGAAGUUCACCGACAGCUAGGAUCAAACGACCAGGCUAGCUUGGCAAGAAACGAUGCGGCAGAUGAUCACCUACCAGAACAGGCGGCGCUCACCCCUAACAGCGGGGAUGGGGAUGAUUCCUUCAACACGCAAGUGGUGGAUUUUGCCCCUAUGUCAGGGAUGCUGCAGCCUUCCGAGCUGGGAGUCCCAUUUGACGACACUGGUCUUUUUGAGAACUUAGAUGGCUCGGUAUGGUGGGCCAAUCUUGAUUCAUGGGCUUUGUCAAGUCUCCCCAAUGACCCCUCUACCUUUAACUUUUAG
Molecule: messenger RNA, 2286 nt
Organism: Penicillium manginii
Lineage: Eukaryota; Fungi; Ascomycota; Eurotiomycetes; Eurotiales; Aspergillaceae
Product: Zn(II)2Cys6 transcription factor
Exons: 4
Coding region: 1-2286 (761 amino acids)
Biological process (GO): DNA-templated transcription; positive regulation of transcription by RNA polymerase II
Cellular component (GO): nucleus
Molecular function (GO): DNA-binding transcription factor activity, RNA polymerase II-specific; zinc ion binding; sequence-specific DNA binding
Source: RefSeq, a predicted model, not a curated record